Messenger RNA from Penicillium crustosum, 714 nucleotides. RefSeq lists its product as uncharacterized. NCBI's taxonomy places the organism in Eukaryota, Fungi, Ascomycota, Eurotiomycetes, Eurotiales, Aspergillaceae. Gene Ontology annotation, cellular component: histone deacetylase complex. Bases 133 to 714 code for a protein of 193 amino acids. The record is from RefSeq and is a predicted model, not a curated record. The transcript has 2 exons. Gene Ontology annotation, molecular function: protein binding; transcription coregulator activity. Gene Ontology annotation, biological process: regulation of DNA-templated transcription.
CAUCCACCCAAUCUACUUUAUACAGCGAGUCUAUGUAUGAUUUGAUCCUAUCAGCAACCCCUCAAUCCAAAUCCUAGACAUUGAACAACACCCCCAUUUCAAUAUCCCUCCAGCCUCGAGCUCCGGGACGCAAUGGCACCCCCGCGCCAGCGCACCACAGCUAUCGUGGAUGACUCGAGGUCCGAAGCCUCGAGCGGCACGAGAGAAUACCCCAAAGCCACCAAGUCUCGCAGACCAGCUGCUGCAAAAGAGAAAGCCUCGAUCACCAGCGCACCCGUCGUGGACAACCAGCACGCAGAAGAACAACCCCGACUCCCCUGGACAGACCUUCCCCUCGAAAUCCUCCACUCCUACCGCCACGUCCACAAACUUCCCACGCCCUCCGCUUUUUCAAGUGACUACUCCCGCCUAAUCCUCUCGCAAGGCAUCGGCCUUCGCUCGCCAACCUCCCUCGCCGCCCGCCGCGCUCAAUCCUCCUCAUCCCAGAACCACUCCCACUCCCACCGAACAAACACCUCGUCGGACUCCCUCUCUGACUCAACGCUGCGUCGCACCGUCGGCCAGGACCGCGUGAGCAAAGAUCAGUUCGCGCUUGUCGUCCGGAAACACUUCAACAGCGCUGGUCUCUCGGAGCAAGAAACUAUUGCGCGGUUUCUGUACACCGUCCGUGAGGACAGGAGAGGGAGACAGUUCCGAUUGCGAUUUCAGCCGUAA